Molecule: messenger RNA, 993 nt
Organism: Psammomys obesus (fat sand rat)
Lineage: Eukaryota; Metazoa; Chordata; Mammalia; Rodentia; Muridae
Product: serine protease 27
Exons: 6
Coding region: 1-993 (330 amino acids)
Biological process (GO): proteolysis
Molecular function (GO): serine-type endopeptidase activity
Source: RefSeq, a predicted model, not a curated record
AUGAGGCAGCCCCACUUCCCUGCCCUUCUGCUGCUGCUGCUGCUGCCCCUGCUGCUGAGGUCUGGGGCCGAAGGGGCCAGGGCUCUAAGAGCCUGUGGGCGCCCAAGGAUGUACAACCGGAUGGUGGGCGGGGAGGAUGCCUUAGAAGGCGAGUGGCCCUGGCAGGUCAGCAUCCAGCGCCACGGGGUCCACUUCUGUGGAGGCAGCCUCAUCGCGCCGACGUGGGUCCUCACCGCUGCACACUGCUUCUCCAACACUUCAGACAUAUCCAUAUACCAAGUCCUGCUGGGAGCACUGCAGCUGGAGCAGCCAGGACCGCAUGCCCUGCAGGUCCCCGUGAAGCGCGUGGAAAGCAAUCCCCAGUACCAAGGCAUGGCCUCCAGUGCCGACGUGGCUCUCGUGGAGCUGCAGGUGCCCGUGACCUUCACCAAUUACAUCCUUCCUGUGUGUGUGCCUGACUCUUCCAUCAUCUUUGAGUCCGGCAUGAACUGCUGGGUCACUGGCUGGGGCAGCCCCAGCGAACAAGACCAACUACCCAACCCACGGACCCUGCAGAAACUUGCUGUGCCUAUAAUUGACACACCCAGGUGCAACCUGCUGUAUAGCAAAGAUGCUGAGUCUGAUUUCCAGCUCAAGACCAUCAAGGAUGACAUGCUCUGUGCAGGCUUUGCAGAGGGCAAGAAGGACGCCUGUAAGGGUGACUCUGGAGGUCCGCUGGUGUGCCUUGUGGACCAGUCAUGGGUGCAGGCUGGGGUGAUCAGCUGGGGGGAGGGCUGUGCCCGCCAGAACCGCCCAGGUGUCUACACCCGCGUCAGUUCGCAUCACAAAUGGAUCCACCAGAUCAUCCCAGACUUGCGGUUUCAGGGGAAGGCCAGCAGCCAGCAGCAGCAAAGGGGCCCCCGAGGUUGGCAGCGUCAGGUGGGGGGCUCCGCCAACUGCCUGGCUGCCCACGCAGUCCUGAUGGGCCUGGUGGCACUGCUCACUAGCCUCUGA